Messenger RNA from Oncorhynchus tshawytscha (Chinook salmon), 990 nucleotides. RefSeq names its product phospholipid phosphatase 4-like. Gene Ontology annotation, molecular function: phosphatidate phosphatase activity. The coding region runs from base 1 to 987 and encodes 328 amino acids. Lineage: Eukaryota; Metazoa; Chordata; Actinopteri; Salmoniformes; Salmonidae. The transcript is spliced from 8 exons. The record is from RefSeq and is a predicted model, not a curated record. Gene Ontology annotation, biological process: phospholipid metabolic process.
AUGAGUGAGAGUUUGCCCAAGGAGAGGUUGUCAUCUCAAUACGCCAGGUCCCAUCUGGACCCCUUUGAGCAGUCCUCUUCUGAAUUGGAUGCUGCCACGGAGGCGCUGGAUAAACUGGAUGCUGCCAUGGACCGGAAGAUGGCCGUGGCCCACUCCAUCGCCUGUUCAUUCAGCAAGGAAAUUACCAUGGAAAACUUGGACCUCUCAAUGGUAGGAUUCACAGAGUUCCUGGAGCCCUUUGAGAGAGUAAUCCAACCAGAGGAGCUAUGGCUCUACAAAAACCCCUUGGUGGAGUCAGACCACAUCCCUAAGAGGGUCAUGUUCGCAAUUUCAUUUCUCACUCCUUUGGCUGUGAUAUUCGUGGUGAAGAUCAUUCGGCGGACAGAUAAGACAGAAAUCAAGGAAGCGUGUCUAGCUGUCUCACUGGCUCUAGCCUUGAAUGGAGUCUUCACAAACACUAUCAAGUUGAUCGUUGGCAGACCCAGGCCAGACUACUUCCAGCGUUGUUUCCCAGAUGGACAGGUGAAUGUUAAGAUGCUGUGCACCGGAGAACCAUACCUGGUAUCAGAGGGACGCAAGAGUUUCCCAAGCAGCCACUCUUCUUUUGCUUUCUCUGGCUUGGGCUUCACCUCCUUCUACCUGGCUGGGAAGCUGCAUUGCUUCACGGACCAGGGCCGCGGGUGCAGCUGGCGUCUGUGUGCCAUGUUGCUGCCCCUCUACAGUGCUGUGAUGAUUGCCCUGUCCCGCACCUGCGACUACAAACACCACUGGCAAGAUGCCUUUGUUGGAGGGGUGAUCGGCCUGCUCUUUGCCUACAUCUGCUACCGGCAGCACUACCCCCCGUUCCUGCACAUGGACUGCCAUCUACCUUACGCCAGUCUGGCCAAAGCCCCCCACCACGUCUCUGCCCAUGGCGAUCCCCUGGUCCUGCCCACCGAGAACACCACCAACAUGCCUCUGAAGGGGCUGACAGUGGGGCCUGUAUGACUC